Vespa crabro (European hornet) is the source of this 480-nucleotide messenger RNA. RefSeq lists its product as uncharacterized. Lineage: Eukaryota; Metazoa; Arthropoda; Insecta; Hymenoptera; Vespidae. The coding region runs from base 1 to 480 and encodes 159 amino acids. The record is from RefSeq and is a predicted model, not a curated record. The transcript is spliced from 2 exons.
AUGCGCGCUGCCGAAGCAGUGAUGCUGUACGGCGCGAAAGUUUGGGCCGAGGCCCUGCGACACGAGAAGUACCACAGGCGCAUAGCCGCGGUACAGCAGAGGGACGCUCUCCGAAUUGCGUGGUCCUACCGCACGGUCUCUGGACCCGCGGUGCUAGUGGUCGCGGGGGAGAAGGCAUCAAGGCUCGCCAGGUCUACCAGCAUCGAGAUCUGGCAAAGCAGAUGGGAACAGGUGCCUAGGGGCAGAUGGACAGCCCGACUCAUCAGUAGGCUAGACAUCUGGCUAUACCGGGAAUCAGGGGAGGUCGACUUCUACCUCACCCAAUUUUUGACCGGGCAUGGUCUGUUCCGCUCCUAUCUCGCAAAAAUAAGGAAGGUCGCAGACGGCAACUGCCCCUAUGGCGACUCGACCGUCGGCAACGCCCACCACACGUUCUUCAAAUGUACCCGGUGGAACGUCGAACGACUCGCCUUGGAAUAA